This is a messenger RNA of Bufo bufo (common toad), 1738 nucleotides long. It is a transcript of the gene HOXA1, whose product is annotated as homeobox A1. NCBI's taxonomy places the organism in Eukaryota, Metazoa, Chordata, Amphibia, Anura, Bufonidae. Gene Ontology annotation, biological process: regulation of transcription by RNA polymerase II. The record is from RefSeq and is a predicted model, not a curated record. The transcript has 2 exons. Gene Ontology annotation, molecular function: DNA-binding transcription factor activity, RNA polymerase II-specific; RNA polymerase II cis-regulatory region sequence-specific DNA binding. The coding region runs from base 79 to 1026 and encodes 315 amino acids. Gene Ontology annotation, cellular component: nucleus.
CUGCUGCUGCCCUAUGGAGGAAGUGAGAAAGUUGGCACAGUCACCGUGGACUGGACAGACACCAUCAGUCAGUGACAGAUGGACUAUGCCAGAAUGAGCUCGUUCCUGGACUACCCCGGCCUGAUGAGCGGAGAGCCCCGAGCCUUCCACCCCGACCACGGACUUACAACUUUCCAGUCGUGCGCCGUCAGUGCCAACAACUGCAACAGCGAUGAUCGCUUUCUGGUCGGCAGAGGGGUCCCGAUAAGUCCUCAUCAUCAUCCUCACCAGCCUGGAGCCUUCCAGAGCCACAGCAACCUGGCCGUGCCCUACUCCCACCCCAGCUGUGCCGCAGGCUAUGGCAUCCAGAACUUCAGUGCCAGCUAUACCCACUUCCCCAUCAAUCAGGAGGCAGAUGUCAGUGCAGGCUUCCCCAGCGCCGUGUACACUGGCAACAUCACAUCCACUGUGGUCCAGCACCAGAGCUAUGUGGACGGCACCGGGUCAGCCCACUACCUCCACCACCCCUAUGGACCAGAGCAGCAGAACCUGUCCAUGGCAGGCUACACCAAUAACGUCAGCAGCCUCCACCUCAGCCACCAGGAAGGGUGCCGCUCACCUUCUGCUGAGGUGUCUCCUCCAACACAGACCUUUGACUGGAUGAAAGUUAAGAGGAACCCCCCUAAGACAGGUAAAGCUGGAGAAUAUGGAUAUGCAGGUCAACCCAACACAGUCAGGACCAACUUUACCACCAAACAGCUCACAGAACUGGAGAAGGAAUUUCAUUUCAACAAGUAUCUGACAAGAGCCCGAAGGGUGGAGAUAGCAGCUGCCUUACAGCUUAAUGAAACCCAGGUGAAAAUCUGGUUUCAGAACAGAAGGAUGAAACAGAAGAAGAGGGAGAAAGAGGGUCUCCUGCCCAUAUCCCCCUCAGCCAGCACUGGAAGUGAUGAGAAGUCAGAGGAGAUGUCAGACAAAUCCAGUCCCUCACCCUGUGCCCCAUCUCCUGCUUCUUCUACCUCAGACCACCUCAAUUCCUCCAACUAACCCCCCCCCCUUCCCCAAAGACUUCUCAAGCCUAGUUCUAUAUAUGUGAAAUGCCAGUUGGCAUCAGUGUUUUGUUUGCACAAAAAGAAACAUUUGGUAUUGGAGCCAAUGAACCAAAGACAACUCUAUGAUCAGUAUUGACAUGAAGACCAGGUAUGAGCCCCUGGUCUGGUCACUGGAGAUACCUGUCUGUCUACCUGCUUGGUGCCAAUCUGGGUACCAGAACCUCUUGUUAAAAAAAAGGUGAUGCACUAUAGAGAAACCAAAGAAGUUUACAAAGCGGAAAGACUUAUAUUAAUUUAAAUGUGUUUUCUGGUUUAUGUGUCAGAUUGUAAAUAUUUCCUGCAGAGAUUUAUCUUGGAGACACUUUCUUUUUUUUGUAUCAAUUGUAAUUAUUAAAAAUGAUGAUUUUUUUUGUCACUGGGGGGGAGAUUAUCAGGUAAAUGAGGGCACACAAUAAAACCAUUAACUGUAAUUCUUCCCCCAGGUUUCCCUGACUUGUGUCUGUACAUGCAUUUGGGUUCUGAAUCAUUCUUUCUCCCGGAUUUAAUUCCUGUAUAUUGUCUUUGGCAAAUACUAUGUAUAUGAUGCGAUCCCUGGAUGAGUCUGUGCACGAUGAAGAAUGAUCGGCUGUUUUCCAUCUACACUGAGUUUUAUCAGUUAUUUCGAUCCAGGAUAUGAUGGUCAAUGGACAUGUGUAAUAUUCGGGAGG